Molecule: messenger RNA, 3235 nt
Organism: Coccidioides immitis RS
Lineage: Eukaryota; Fungi; Ascomycota; Eurotiomycetes; Onygenales; Onygenaceae
Exons: 5
Coding region: 295-2508 (737 amino acids)
Biological process (GO): positive regulation of transcription by RNA polymerase II
Cellular component (GO): nucleus
Molecular function (GO): transcription cis-regulatory region binding; zinc ion binding; DNA-binding transcription factor activity, RNA polymerase II-specific
Source: RefSeq, a predicted model, not a curated record
GGGCCGUUUAGUUCGUGUUUCAAGGUUCUUAGCACUUUCUACCCUGGGUUUUGCGUCUAAUCUUACGUAUUCAGCUAGGGAAUAUUAUUUGGCAUUAUUCUGGGACUUGAGUCGGUGGUGAUGUUCUGCUCAGUCGGGCUACCGGAGUCUAGCGCUCAUAUUUUGCCCUUCUUUCAUUUGAGGUGCAGCUUGAUACUUGUGUAGCGCGACAACCUUCAACCCAACAAAGAGGGGGUGUCCUUUUUUUUCUUUGCGGAUGUCGGCUCAGGGUGCAUUCUUACUAUCAAUACCGAUAUGCGCUCGAGAACUGGCUGUCUAACAUGUCGUGCGCGCAAGCUGAAAUGCGAUGAAAAAAAGCCCCAGUGUUCUCAGUGCCGGAAGGCCUCGAGGGAAUGUCGGCCCAGCGAGGGCAUCGUGUUCCGACACCAGCAAAAUGCGUCGAUGAAUAAAGAUGACAGGGGAAGGCUGACGGGUUUUUAUUCGUACAAGAAUACAUUUGAUGAGAAUAGUGUGUGGUUGGAGAUACCAAAGCAAGUGACUUUUAUUGACGUUACCGAUCCUUAUGCCGAAGAAUUGGAGGCUUCUCUUGCGGGGCCCGAGAGCGCACCUGCAAAUCGACCAUCGAAUCUUUGGGGUAACAAUGGACUGCAGCAUCUUCGCUCAGCAGAUACUCAGACUCAUGGUCUUGAGGCCCUUUCCGCGGCCGCCACGGGAGACACAUACACUUUGCAACAACCGCCAGCGACUACGGGACAAAUAUCCGUCAGCUCCACUGUACAUAACAAUAUUCCCUUCGCUCAGACGGAGGCUCACCAUACGCUGGGAUCCAUGCCAUCUCCGAAUCAAAUACGGUCAUCCAUGACAGAUCCUGCUUCCCCUUCAAUGUCAAUCGCAUCGAAUAAUAACAUAAAUUUCCUUCUUAAUCCGUCUACAUCAAUUUCUCCACCAAUCGAUCCCAGCCUUCACGCACCCAGCGAUCGCAGAGAGUCCCCUUUUCACCAGAGGGUCAUUGGUUCCCAGACAAGGCCCGUCGAAACUGACCAUGAGAUUGCAUUCUUACUCCGGCAUUUCUCAGAAUCUCCCGGACAGUGGAUGGACCUUUUCGAUCUAGGCUCUUAUUUUGCAUCGCACGUACCCAUUAAGGCCGUUGCGAAUCCUCUUCUGAAGUACGCCGCCUGCGCCUAUGCCGCAAAACAACUUGGUAGAGUCAAGGGGGCCAAGGGCAACGUUGGUGGUGUCUGCAGCAGACAAGCAAGCAUGGAAAUAUGGCCAGAUGCAGACAGGGUUGACUGGUAUUUCCAUGGAGCUAAAUAUUACGAAAAAGCUAUCCAACUACUCAUGGAAGCGUUACAACAUGACGGGCAAGGUCUUCCGAUUAGCACUGCGGAAGGCUUAGGACAGUGGCAAGCAGCGGAACUGUGCAGUGCAGAUGAACAGAGUCAUCCUUAUAAGCGACGGCGGAGGUUUUCAAACAGCCGAAUGUCGAGCGCGAAUUCUGAUGAAGUUCUAGCUGCUACAGCUAUCUUGUCCGUGUACGAAUUUUUGGACGCAACAGGGCCGGCAUGGGAUCGGCAUUUGAGUGGAGUAAAAUCACUAUUAGAUAUUGCAGAAGUUGGGAUGAUGCCACUUGAACAAUGUGUAUCCCCUGGAGAAACGCCUCGACCUCCCUUACGGAAAGCCAGCUUUUCCAAGGCUAGGAGGGCAACGUUUUGGAAUUUUGCCAGGCAAGACUAUCUAUCAGCUUUUAUUAACAAGUGUAAAUGCCGAUUGGACACAGAUGAUCUGACUUUAUGGACAGAGGCAGGGCUCCUGUUAAAUGACAUGGGAUAUGUUCAACCGAGUAAUACAUCCGUUCGCUACCAGGAGGGAGAGGAUGUCAUGAUGGAAGACAUGAUCUCAAAUGCCCUAGUCUGGUUGUCUUCAAAAAUUGUUAAUUAUCUAGCAACCGACGAUAGCAAUGCGCGGCGAACAGAGACUGCUUUAAUGGCCCGGUGGCAACAGCUACGAACUGAGGUCGAUGUAUGGUAUCGAGGAUUGUCAGAUGCAUUCAAACCGUGUGCGCGGGUUUACCACCCGCCCUCAUCGUUGAAAGCGAACGAAGAACCGUACCCCUUCCAAGAAAUUUGGUAUAGCAUUCCCAUGUGUGCGUCAGCAAUGCAGCAUUACCACAUGGCUCGAAUCCUGCUACUUGUUAACAAACCACCUGAACCAACCGCCUUCAGAGGUACAGUAGCCGGCCAAGAAAAUCCCCAUCGGUCGGUGGAAGCCGAGAUCCGCUUCCAUUGUCUUGAGAUAUGUGGGAUAUCUUUGUCUAGGCCAGACGCUUCUGCACGGAUAAACUCUGUCCAGCCGCUAUUCCUCAGCGGUAUACACCUUACUGACGAUCGAGAAAGGAUGACUGUUUUACGAUUACUUCGAGAAAUCGAAAGUGACCUUGGCUGGGCGACUGAAUACCGUGCGGAACAGCUGCUGAAGCAAUGGGGGUGGAAUCACAACGGUGCUACAUGACGGCCCUCAGUAUUGAAAAGAAAUAUAAAUAUCUACAGUGUCCAGCGCUUUGAACACAUGCAAAUGAAAAAUUCGAACAUGGGUUUGCGGCUGACAACUGGCGCUUGGUUAUUCCGUACGGAGCAAACUACAGCAUGCCAUAUUGAAGCUUAGCCGGCGACACUUGACUAUCAGAACCCAUCGACAAAAUCUUCCAAUUUUCCAGCUUUUCAGCUAACCUCCAUGGUGAUAAUAUCGAUUGAUGGAAAGAAAUACUAGAGUGACCCCUUUUUACGACCAACUCCACACGAAACCAAUUCGCUUACGAUCCUCCAUACCGGCCAGCUUACCGCUAAAUUAAUAGAUUGAUGCGGCAAAGCACUUCCACAAGCUAAUUCCAUGGAGUGUUUGAUGAAGGUUAGCUAUCUCAAGAAACGGCGAGCUAAACUGCUCGGAAAUAUAAGCGGUUGAUUAUCCGAGCAAAGAAAACUACUGGUCUUUCUCUAUCUCUAGGCUGUAUGGGCCCCAGUGUGAAAUGCUACCUUUUUCACUUCGAAACCGUGAUUCUGACAUGCAACUCUAAAUAUAGGCCUGGAUAAGGUACUGCUGAGGUGAGCCGAUCUCUGUGGCCCAUUUUCUCGUGGGAAAUGUGUGCCAAUUGAUCCUUCCUAUUUUGAUUAUCGAAUUUGUUUAGCUAUGAAAAGGCAAACUUCGCAAAUUAAUGAACAAAUUAUUACAUCCCUUUCAA